ACAGGUGCCAUGGCCACAGCGGCUUUCCAGGACUCAGCACCAGCUCAGCUCCGCUCCCCUCCGGGCACAGCCGCUCUGCUGUGGGCCAGCGCCAUCACCAUGCACGUCUCCAGGCCCAAAUCUGCCAAGGGGCAGAGGCCAAGCUUGAGCCACCGGCAGGGCACGGAAGGCUGUCCGUGCCAUGUGCCAGGUUCCCCGCUGGCACCUUCUCCUCGGGAAUUGGUGAAGAGCCGGAGAGCGCCGCUCACAAAAGCGGCGUUCCCACCUGCCCAGGUGUCUCCUGGGAAAAUCCCGAAGCUCCUGCAGCAGGUGCCUUUGAAGACCCCCUCCUCCUCCCUGAACAGGUACCGGGUGCUGCCCUCCAUCAGCCGGAAGGGGGCGGGGAGCAGCGCCGUGGAAGCCUUGGCUGAACGGACCAACCGGCUGGAAGUGAGCGAGGGCCAGGAGGAUGCUCCAAAAGCCACCAAGGCUUCUUCUGGAGGACAGGGAUGUGCCAGCACACUGUCAGGAAGUGGCAUUCCCACCGAGGAGAGCUCAGGUGCCCUCUGUGCCCCUGAGCAGUGGGGAGGGCAGGGGAGCCCCUGGGUGCCCCCUGCAGGCCUGGAGGAGCCGCAGGUGCUGCUCGCUGUCCGCUCUCCCUCUGGGCAGAGGUUUGAGCACCACUUCAAGCCCUCUGACAGCCUCCAGACCGUCCUUGCCGUGGCAGGACAGAAACUGUUGGCCAACUACCAACACUGCAGCGUUGAAACCAUGGAGGUGCCCCGGAGGAGCUUCUCUGACCUUACCAAGUCCCUCCAGGAGUGCAGGAUCCUGCCCAAGUCCGUGCUGUGCAUCCGGCAGCACAAGCAGCACGAUGCAGCAGCAGAUCUUUAGGCACACAGAGCACUGUGGUGCCUCUGCUCAGCGAGCUGCAUUGCUUCUUCCAAAAUACUGAGAGUCUGAUGCUUCCUGCACCUACUUCUUACUCUUCUAUCUCCCACAAAAUCCCCAGGAAGCAGAGUUAUGGAUAUGUAAUAGUAUUUGAAAUAGUAUUUCAGAGAAUAGUAUUUCAGAUGGAUAAACCUGAUUCAUACGGAACAGCCUGUGUCACCUGUGCCAUCACAAAUUUCUGCCUCGACACCACCAACCUUCAGCCUUUCUGGUUUGUUGAAGUUCCUGAUGUUUUUUGAAAACUCAGGUUUCCAAGACCUCUCCUCUUGUCCUUUUCCAUGUUUUGGGAAGGUACCACUUCUCUGAAUGCAGAAGCAUCAUUUGUGAAGGUAGAAACAGAACUGGUUUAGCUUCAGGACCACCUUCAGUAGCUUAUCAUUAUCCUAAAUGUCUUCUCAAGAGACUGAAAAGGAGAUCACCCCAAAUCCAUCUGGAAAUAACAGUAGUAACACAGGAAUGAGUUAUUGUGAAGUAUUAAAUUGCAAGACAUUGUAAAAUAGCCUGGAGGACUCAGGUGUUUCUGGGUAACCACAGUCCAGCUCUUAACUGUGACUAAAUCAUCUUUGGCUGUCUUGGGGAGCAACAGGAUUUUCUCCUUAGUUUUCCUUCUCUUAUUUGGCUCAUGUGACCCAUAGGUAAGAAGAGGUGGAUAGUUAAGAAGGGAUGUUACAGAUAAUUCCAUUUAACCCCUUUGCACUGAAGUCAGUAAGUCCAAGGAGCAAGUGCUGCUUUGGGAAUUUUAAAUAAGAUAUUAAUGGGAUUUAACUGGGAUCUGGCUCAAGGAGUAAGCCAUCUUUGACUGCACCAUUAUUAAAAGGCUGUGGUUGGGUGACUAGGCAGCUUUAGGCAAACACAAUGUCCUUGUGCUAAAAAGGGAAAUAUCUCCUAGUUCCUAAUGGAAUUUCAAAGGCAGUAAUUUUUAAUCUCCUUUAACACUGGACACUUGCCUCACAGAUGAGUGAGUUUAAAUGUUUUGAAGUUCUGUGUAAGUGCCAAACCAACCCUGCACAGGAGCACAAACACAAGAGGAGCAGAAAGCUGAUGCUGUGCUGGCUGAGUGUGGUACCUGAUGCUAAAUGAAGUGUUCAGAGUCCAGCAGCUUUGUAAAACCAGUGUCUGAUGGAACAGUGGUCCCUGCUGCUGUUGGUGAUGGGAAUCACUCAGCAGCUGUCACAAUAUCGACACAUAUGGAUGCCUUCAACAGAACCAUGAAGUAUUUCACUUGGCUUCAGGAAAAGGGACCAUCUUCCAGGUUUCCUUCAGAGUUAGGUAGUUAAUUCCCUAUUUCUGCCUGUUGUGGGUACUGUAUCACUCCUGUAUUUCAGAGUAUUUCCAUCCUGUGUUAAAUAAAACCUUUUAGGCUGAAACUUGAACUUUAAAUAUGAGCUGAGGUUAAUCCAUCACGCCUGCUCUUAAGAAACCUUCAAUCUGAUGGCAAAUACCUCAGGGGCUGCCCCAAUCAGCCUUUGGAUGGUCAGCUGCCCUCCACAGCACCCUCCUGCAGUUUGGAGCUGCAUGCUGUGCUCAGCACAAGCCUGCAGCCAAGGGGGAAGCGCUCUCUGUCAGUGCCAGGCUGUGAGCAGAGCUGGGGAGCAGCUGGGAGAGCACAGGGGCUCUCAGCAAGAACAGAACUAUCAGACCAUUCAGAGUAACUUGGCUCACGGUGGAUUUCUCACACUGCAGAAUGUUCCUCCUGGUAAAGCUGGAUGAGUUUGGUUCUGAUCACCUCACCCAGGCUACAGCAUCUCCAAAGGUGGGCAAAAAGUAUCAAGUCUUGUUCUAGGCAAGCACAGCACAGGGCAAACACCUCUAUUCUCCCUCAGUUCUCUUCCUUUCAGAACUGUUCUGGGGAGAUUUUAGCAGCAAUUCUAAGUGCAGCACAAGAAGCACGGGGGGAAGAACAAUAUUCAUCUGACCUCAUUUAUUGUGUGGCAUCAUUUAACAAACUUCUUAGUGGCAAUUCUUUAAGAAUUUCAGCAUUAAAGUCACAAAUAUAAAACUCAUCAGGACUUUUGGCUGAGAACGUCCUUACUGAGGGUUUCAAACACCAACAAAGUAUUCAAGCAAGAAGCCAGCAAAGGGAUUGUUCAGUAUGUGUUCUUUAAUUCCAAUUAAAAGUACAUUAGAAACAGCACACAGGACCAGCAGCAGCUUCCAUGACAAUUCAAUCCAAUACUCUGCUGUCACCAGGUCAUUCAACUGUACUAGGAAAGUAGGUGAUUAAACCAAGUCUUCCACUCCACACGCACUCACUCACCUGCCACUUUAAAUAGGAUUCCAACAGAAUAAAAAUAGAUACACCCCAGAAUACAAAAAGUUUAAUUUUAAGCUGUUUUUUUUUUCUUCACUAAAGCCUUUAUACAAAUUGAUAAAAGGGUGCACAAUUUCCUAAAAUUUUAGGUACAUUUUAAAUGAGCCUUUUUUUACUUGGUAAAAGGAUCCAUAUUCCUGUCUUU
Molecule: messenger RNA, 3386 nt
Organism: Zonotrichia albicollis (white-throated sparrow)
Lineage: Eukaryota; Metazoa; Chordata; Aves; Passeriformes; Passerellidae
Source: RefSeq, a predicted model, not a curated record